Didymodactylos carnosus is the source of this 1415-nucleotide messenger RNA. NCBI's taxonomy places the organism in Eukaryota, Metazoa, Rotifera, Eurotatoria, Philodinida, Philodinidae. The record is from the annotation of a GenBank genome assembly.
UGAUCAACAACGAUACUCAGCCAUCGGUCGACGAAAUGAGAAAAGCUGCCGCCAACAGAGAGAAUUGGUCUAAGAUUAUUGUCGCCUGCAAACCCAGACUGUUCGCAGCCGAAUGAUGAUGAUGAUGAUGAUGCGCUUUUGAAAUAAGAACUGGCUGAAUGUUUUAUGUUAAAGGAUGUAAAAUGUCAAAUAAUGUUUCAUUUUUAAUCAGAAAUGUUUGCUCGUUGAUAAAGAAAGUUUCAGUCUCGUUUGUAAAAAGAGCAAACUGAUUAUGCUAAAAGUUUUCCAAUAAAUAGACUAAAUUUUUCUUAAGGCUCCCUGUUCCCCAAAAAGUCAAGUUUCCAGUUAAGGUGCAGUUUUGUAAUUUCCAUGUGCUUAGAUAGAGAAGAAAGUGCGCUACAAACAGCCAUGAAGUUUCUUUCUACCUAUAUAUUUAUACCUUUCUUCAGGAAAAACAUGAAGUUCUUGUGGAUCAUGCUAAUGGGAAAAUUAUUGAAUUACAAGAGAGAACAACAAUUUCGGAAAAAAUAACUAAAAAUUUUUGGUUUGUUGUCAAGAGAGUUAUUCAAGUACCGGCUGAGCUUCAGACGAAAUUAAGUGAUGUCAAAUCGACAACAAUUGCCAUUGCUUAUCCAUUAAAUGCCAUUUAUGAAUCACCAUCAUAUCAAAUUUUAUCGACACAACCACUCUCUGCCUAUUUACCACUUCGUUCAUAUGGUUUUCGUUUUAUUCUUCAAGCUGAUUUUGAAAUUCCAGCUACUCGACAAGAAAUUCUACGUGAUAAUAUUUAUUAUUAUCAACAAAUUGUCAUGGAACGUAAUGAGACAAUUUUAAUUAGAUUAGGCUGUCGUCGACUCGAUUUUUCUGAUAUUCUACGACUUAUUCGAACAUUGUACACACAAAAUGAACAAGAACAUUCGACAAAAACAACAAGUAUCGAACAGAACCAUGAUGUUGCAACAGGAAUGACAUCAAUGGCUGAAUUGAAAAAAAUGAAAAUCAUUCUAUUACGACAACAAACACGAUUGGUAUCUGUCGAAGAAUUUGAUCAACGAGCGAUUCUAUUUCCAUUCGACAAAACAAUUCGAUAUGAAAAACAUCUUAAAAUUGUUCUCGAAGCUUUACCAACAAUCGACGAACGAUUAUUCGAAUUUAUUAAGAACAGAUAUCCACGACGGCUCGAUUCGAUCAAACGAUUAUUGAAAGAUUUAGGUAGAUUAAAAAGAAAUGUGUAGAAUCCCCAAGGGGGAAAAAGCAUACUUCUGUACUUCUGAAGUACGGAAGUACGGAGAAGUAUCACGAAGUACCGAGAAGUACCAUGAAGUACCGAGAUAUACUGUUAUGUCAUAGUAGUUAGACCAGGUGCUAGUCCAUAAGUAGUUUUAUAUAUAUGAUGUAACAUGAUGUUUUCUCUC